Messenger RNA from Knipowitschia caucasica, 1425 nucleotides. The record is from the annotation of a GenBank genome assembly. Lineage: Eukaryota; Metazoa; Chordata; Actinopteri; Gobiiformes; Gobiidae.
AUGCUUUGGUGCAGAGUCGGAGAAGCGUCAUGGAUCUGUCUCGGCUUGAAAAAGAAGGUGAAGAAUAGAGUCCUGGAGGAGCAGGGAGGAGAGACGCCGUCGGUGUCACCGCGGUCUGCUUUGAAUGGGUUGAGACAUGAUCUGCUUUACCCUGCGGCUCACACCUCCUCCGCUCAUCCAUCCACUUUCUGCUGUCUGAUCACCUUACACCAGCACCUGAACCCUGCACCAGGCACUUUACACCAGCACCUGAACCCUGCACCAGGCACUUUACACCAGCACCUGAACCCUGCACCAGGCACUUUACACCACCACCUGAACCCUGCACCAGGCACUUUACACCAGCACCUGAACCCUGCACCAGGCACUUUACACCAGCACCUGAACCCUGCACCCAGCACUUUACACCAGCACCUGAACCUAGCGCCUAACCAGUACCAGCAGCUUACACCAGCACCUGAACCCUGCACCCAGCACUUUACACCAGCACCUGAACCUAGCGCCUGUACCCUGCACCUAAACCCUGCACCCAGCACUUUACGCCAGCACCUGAACACUGCACCAGGCACUUUACACCAGCACCUGAACCCUGCACCAGGCACUUUACACCAGCACCUGAACCCUGCACCAGGCACUUUACACCAGCACCUGAACCCUGCACCCAGCACUUUACAGCAGCACCUGAACCCUCCACCCAGCGCUUUACACCAGCACCUGAACCCUGCACCCAGCACUUUACACCAGCACCUGAACCCUGCACCAGGCACUUUACACCAGCACCUGAACCCUACACCCAGCACUUUACACCAGCACCUGAACCCUGCACCAGGCACUUUACACCAGCACCUGAACCCUGCACCAGGCACUUUACACCAGCACCUGAACCCUGCACCCGGCACUUUACACCAGCACCUGAACCCUGCACCCAGCAUUUUACACCAGCACCUGAACCUAGCGCCUCACCUGAACCCUGCACCAGGCACUUUACACCAGCACCUGAACCUAGCGCCUGUACCCUGCACCCAGCACUUUACACCAGCACCUGAACCCUACACCUUACUUACACCUGCACCUGAACCCCGCACUUCACACCAGAACCAGUACCAGCAGCUUACACCAGCACCUGAACCCUGCACCCAGCACUUUACACCAGCACCUGAACCCUACACCUUACUUACACCUGCACCUGAACCCUGCACUUCACACCAGAACCAGUACCAGCCGCUUACACCAGCACCUGAACCCUGCACCCAGCACUUUACACUAGCACCUGAACCUAGCGCCUGUACCCUGCACCUGAACCCUGCACCCAGCACUUUACACCAGCACCUGAACCCUGCACCAGGCACUUUACAGCAGCACCUGAACCCUGCACCCAGCACUUUACAGAAUCACCUGAACCCAGCACCUUACACCAGCACCUGA